CAUUUGAUUUCUUUUUUUUUUUUUUUUUUUUGACUACUAAACUUAUUUCAAACGAAGUUUUUCUCCUUUUAUAAUAUAUCUCGUACUACGACGUUACAUCGAACGAUUUUAUAAAUUACACAUAUAUUGUUUUUAUAAUAAAAUUAAACAAGUUAAAUUAUUAUAUUUUUUUAUAUUACAUACUUACACGAUUUACUUGGCACGUUUAUCAUCCGAUGUAUCGCAGUAUGGUCAAAAGUAGUUCCUGAUUUAUCCGCGACGGAGUAACAAUGUGGUGAUCUCCUAGGGAUUUUUAAAAUAUCACUAACAUUACGCAACCACGUCUCGAAGAGAGAAACGCUUAAAGAAGGAACGCUUAGACAAGGAAAUUCUUUAAGCGUAAGUUAUAAAUACAGAGCGAUUUCUCUUUUCAUAUUACGAUUUAUAUGUCAUCUCAGUUCGUGUGUGAAUUAUAAAAAAGAAAUCUCAUUGAUUGUUACUGUUAUCUUUUGUCGAAUUAAACGAAGUCUAUUUACUGUGUAGUCUUUCGAUUUGGAAAAUUUGCCAUCAUGGGUCGUAUGCACGCACCAGGGAAAGGUAUAUCCCAGUCAGCUCUACCUUAUCGUAGAAGUGUACCAACUUGGUUAAAGUUAACUCCUGAAGAUUGUAAAGAACUUAUUUAUAAACUAGCAAAGAAAGGAUGUACUCCAUCUCAAAUUGGUGUUAUACUUCGUGAUUCUCAUGGAGUUGCCCAGGUAAGAUUCCGUACGGGGAAUAAAAUACUACGUAUUAUUAAAAGUAUGGGACUUGCUCCAGAUUUACCGGAAGAUUUAUAUCACCUGAUUAAAAGAGCAGUUGGUAUUCGGAAACAUUUAGAAAGAAAUCGCAAGGAUAAAGAUAGUAAAUUUCGAUUAAUUCUUGUUGAAUCGAGAAUUCAUCGUCUUGCAAGAUAUUAUAAGUCAAAGGGUUCACUUCCACCUAAUUGGAAAUACGAGAGUUCUACAGCCAGCGCUUUGGUGGCUUAAUCUAAGUCUCUUUAUUAAUAAACAACUUUCGUGUCGAUUUAUGUACAUUUGUAAAUAUAUUCUUUUUUUUUUUUCUUUUUUUUUUAAUUAUUUUUAAUCGAUACUAGUCCAAUCAGACUGCCAUUUAUGACAAUCACUUUUUUACUGUAGUAAAAAUGUAUUUCGUAUUAUAUCAAAUCACCGAAGUGUCGACUAAAUAAUUUUUCGAUUAAUAAUCACAUAAAAUCGACCGAAAAUUAUGAAUUAUUAUCUUAAAUCUUUUGUCUGCAUAAGAACUACUAUACAAAUAAUAUUAACACAAUAUCAUUAACAUAAGCAUAACUUUCAAUCAUCGAUGAGAAACGAGCUUUAAGUAUAAUAAUCAAACUUUUAUAUAAAUUGUUGUCACAUAUUUAUUUUAUAUUGAUAUAAUUAAUAUAAUUCUAGAAUUCGUAACGACUAAUGACAAUGCCAAAAAAAUAUUAAUUAUUUAUGAUCUUGUAAAACGCGCGGAACAUGUAUUUUUCACGUAAUAUUGUAUAAUAAGCGUCUUUCUAUUUUCAUAUUUAUUUUAUUAUAAUAUAUGUUAUCUUUAUUGUUUUAUUUUUUUAAGGUGAAAUAUUACUAUUGGAAUACACGAUAUUUGCGCAGAGAAUUAUUUUAAAACUCGAUAUAUUGUUAAUAAUAUAUUUUCUUCUAUGUAUUUUAUUUCUUUUUAUCUUUGUUUUAUUAUCCAUUCUAUUACAGAGAUAUAAAAUAUUUAAUAGAUAUAAAUCUUGGACGGAUUAUUAACUGCUUAUUAUUACACAAUAUUAUCAACACUGCUAGUGUGAUAUGCAUUACAGGUAGUCUUGUAAGAAAAUAACUUUCUUAAAGGAAUGUAAUAUAUAUAUAUAUAUAUAUAUAUA
Messenger RNA from Vespa crabro (European hornet), 1891 nucleotides. Its product is annotated as 40S ribosomal protein S13-like. Gene Ontology annotation, biological process: translation. The transcript is spliced from 3 exons. NCBI's taxonomy places the organism in Eukaryota, Metazoa, Arthropoda, Insecta, Hymenoptera, Vespidae. Gene Ontology annotation, cellular component: cytosolic small ribosomal subunit; ribosome; nucleolus. Gene Ontology annotation, molecular function: small ribosomal subunit rRNA binding; structural constituent of ribosome. The record is from RefSeq and is a predicted model, not a curated record. Bases 549 to 1004 code for a protein of 151 amino acids.